This is a messenger RNA of Paramecium sonneborni, 1228 nucleotides long. Lineage: Eukaryota; Ciliophora; Oligohymenophorea; Peniculida; Parameciidae. The record is from the annotation of a GenBank genome assembly.
UUUGAAAUUUAGAUAUGCAAUAGAUUUCCCCUGAAGUUGAGCAACAUCUUUCUGAGUUAUUAAAGCCUGUUCUUGAAAGAGUAGAAGAAUUAAAAAUAAGAGAUCAAUAAAAUGAAGAUUAAAUCAAUUCUCUAGUUUAAGAAUUGAGUCAACUAAAGUAAUUAGUGAGUUCCCUGAAGCCUUUAAAAUAAGAAGAAGAAAAAAGUAAUAAUGAUAUAAUUAAAUUAGAAUAAAUAAAACAUGAAUAAAAGAAAGACAAUAAUGGAAAUCAUGGUAAGCAAUAUUAUAAUUAAUUCAAUUUAAUUAGAAAAUAAAAAAUAAGAUCGCCCUACGACUGCUGUUGUACAAAAGAAUGAACAAAAUAAAGUAAAAGAGCCUAGACCUUAAACUGGUCAAAAAUCUUUAAGUUAAAGUGUCAUAGUAGAUAAGACAGUAACAAAUGAAGUUGAAAAAGGUAUAUUAAUGAUAUCUAAAAUAGUGCCUUUAAAAUCUCCUAGAGAUUCUACAUAAAAACACCCAAAACCUUAAGGAUAAACAUAAUAAUAAUAACCUCCAUAAAUUAAACAAAAACCUUAAAAAUAACCUGAUUAAAAAGAUACAAAAGAUUAAAAAGAACCUAAAUCAUAAGCAUAAGGUAAUAUUAAUUUAUAUUUCAACAGAAUAACCUUAAAAACAAGGAUAACCCUAAAAAGAUGAAAAAAAAGCAGACAAACCAAAAUAAAAUAAGUAAAAUCCUCCUGUUUAGCCAGAGAAAUCUGAAAAACCAAAAGAAGUUCCUAAAAAGGCAGACAAACCAUAAGAUUAGAAAAAUAAUGGUUAAUAAAAAAAUUAAACAAAAACAAAUGAUAAAAAAACAGAUUAAAAAUAAGAUGAUAAAAAGAUUGCUAAAAAAGGAAAAUAACCUGCUCCUUAAACUGGAGAUUAAUAACAAACUGAUGAAUAAUUCUAAUAGUAAUAAUAAGCUUAAGUUAAUUAAGAAUAACAAUCUCCUGAAAAAUAAUAAAAAGAAAGUCAUUCAGAAUAAAAUGAAUAAUAAUAGGAAAAUCAUUCAGAAAAUACAAAUUAAGAAUAAGAUGUUGAAAAACACUAGGAAGAAUAACAAUAAGAGGAAUAAAAUUAGUUUCAGAAUCAAGAUUAAAAAGAAGAUUAAUAAACAGAAAAUUAGGAUUAGGCUCAUGAAUAAAAUUAAUAGGAGUCAUAGGUCUAAUAAUAAGAAGUAGUUUGAGCU